ACAAAGAAGGGCUCGGACACUCGCUGAGGGGCCACGGGAGGCCAGCCAGGUGCCCAAGAGCGAAUAUGCACGCAGCCUACAGGGCCUCGGUCGCCCCGGGGAGGAAGCAGCGGAGCCCCCAUUUAAUAAAUCUGUUGGCAAAUGAGGCUCAUUAUUAGAUAAAUAUUUCACUGCUUCCUUUAGGGCGGAUAAACAGAGCGCGGCCGAUUAAGGGAAGGAAGCUGGGGGACGUUGACUUUAUGCGAACCACAUGGUUCCAGUUUGUGGAGGCUUCCUCGCUGCCGCUGAAAGCGACGCUGCGCCAGCCGCGCGUCCGGAUCCGAGUCUCCAAGGUCCCGCCAGCAGCCAUCCGUGGACCCGGAUUAAGGGGAUGCCGCGGCCCAGGAGACCUGUCCCCAAGGCGGCCGCGGGCUCGGCCGAGCCAGACCACCUGUGAGGGCGGCGGAGAUUGGCGGAGGCGGUCAUGUGGCCGGUCACGUGCCGAGGCGAGCUCCGUCCAAAAGAAAAUGGGGUUUGGUGUAAAUCUGGGGGUGUAAUGUUAUCAUAUAUCACGCUACCUCGUAAAACCGACACUGAAAGCUGCCGGACAACAAAUCACAGGUCAAAAUUAUGAGUUCUUCGUAUUAUGUGAACGCGCUUUUUAGCAAAUAUACGGCGGGGGCUUCUCUCUUCCAAAAUGCCGAGCCGACUUCUUGUUCCUUUGCGCCCAACUCGCAGAGAGGCGGCUACGGGGCGGGCGCCGGCGCCUUUGCCUCGACCGUGCCGGGCUUGUACAAUGUCAACAGCCCCCUGUAUCAGAGUCCCUUCGCGUCCGGCUACGGCCUGGGCGCCGAUGCCUACAGCAACCUGCCCUGCUCCUACGACCAGAACAUCCCCGCACUCUGCAGCGACCUCGCCAAAGGCGCCUGCGACAAGGCGGACGAGGGCGCGCUGCACGGCUCGGCCGAGGCCAGUUUCCGCAUCUACCCUUGGAUGCGAUCUUCAGGACCCGACAGGAAGCGGGGCCGCCAGACCUACACGCGCUACCAGACACUGGAGCUGGAGAAGGAGUUCCACUUCAACCGCUACCUGACGCGCCGCCGCCGCAUCGAGAUCGCCCACGCGCUCUGCCUCACAGAGCGCCAGAUCAAGAUCUGGUUCCAGAACCGGAGAAUGAAGUGGAAGAAGGAGCAUAAAGAUGAGGGACCGGUGGCCGCCGCGGCCCCCGAGGGCGCCGGGCCUGCAGCCGCCACCACCACCUCCACCGCAGCUGUCGGGGACAAGGUUGAAGAUGAGGAAGAGGACGAUGAAGAUGAGGACGAGCAGGAGGAGGAGGAAUGAGCAGCCUGGCCCAGUCCAGGGACAGUCGGGGAAAAGCGUCUUUAAGUGACUCACUGAUUUUAUUUACAAAAUGGGAGGGAAAUAAAA
Ochotona princeps (American pika) is the source of this 1407-nucleotide messenger RNA. It is a transcript of the gene HOXA7, whose product is annotated as homeobox A7. Gene Ontology annotation, biological process: regulation of transcription by RNA polymerase II; anterior/posterior pattern specification. The transcript has 3 exons. The record is from RefSeq and is a predicted model, not a curated record. The coding region runs from base 610 to 1320 and encodes 236 amino acids. Gene Ontology annotation, cellular component: nucleus. Lineage: Eukaryota; Metazoa; Chordata; Mammalia; Lagomorpha; Ochotonidae. Gene Ontology annotation, molecular function: RNA polymerase II cis-regulatory region sequence-specific DNA binding; DNA-binding transcription factor activity, RNA polymerase II-specific.